This is a messenger RNA of Misgurnus anguillicaudatus (oriental weatherfish), 2339 nucleotides long. Lineage: Eukaryota; Metazoa; Chordata; Actinopteri; Cypriniformes; Cobitidae. The record is from RefSeq and is a predicted model, not a curated record.
AACAGAUCAAUAAGAGUACCGUGGUAAAUCUGUGUGUGACCUCACGGUUAAACAGAGCAAAUCUGAUAUAUAAAGACACACACACACACAGUCAGGACAAACACAGAGCUCAUGCACACAUUCAGUUUAUCUGAGGAACAUUUAUAAGAAAUCAUGAUCACACACGACACAAGCAACGGUGUGAUUCAUCGCACAAAUCCACGAGCAUCCGGUGAAGAUCAGCAUCGCUCAGAGAACGGAUUCAUUAGACAUGAUAAUUUGACUCAUAUGAGGGAAGUGACACAGAGACGAGAUGAGAUUGAGCAGAAGAUUCAAGCAGAUUUAAUCAAACAUGUUAAAUCUCAACUCAAUGAAGUUCUGGACAAAGCGCUCACAGACUUGAUGCAAAACACCGUGAAUGAUAAUCACAGAAACACUGAUGGAAAAGGAAGCUGUGAUGGCAGGCACAGACUGAAGCAAGAGAAGAUGUUUGUGGCCAGAUGUUCAUUGCUGGAUGAAUUAUUUGAGAUCAAUCACAUCAGGACCAUCUAUCACAUGUUCAUCGCUGCUCUCUUCCUCUUCGCCUUGAGUACUUUAGCGGUGGAUUACAUUGAUCACGGCAGAUUGGUUCUAGACUUUGAUUUGUUUUUUUACGCAUUCGGGCAGUUGAAUACUGUGAUAUGGGCCUGGUUUCUCAUGUUCUGUUACACAUUGUUUGGACCGUAUCAUGUACUGAGAGUUUGGGCCGGACGGUACCACAGCUGUGAGCACGGGACUUGUGUAACAGCAGUGUCAGCACUUAUAUUGUGUGUUACUCAGCUGAGCAUUCUGGGAAUUUUUCCAGUGUAUGUUGUGUUAAAGUACCAACUGCCUCCCGCAUCCCGAUUCAUCAUCAUACUAGAACAGAUCAGAUUUGUAAUGAAGAGUUACUCAUUUAUCCGUGAGACGAUAUCAGUCGUUGUUAGAAACACAUCACAGAAAGGUCAAGUGUUGCGCUAUCCGUCUCUUCACAGUUAUUUGUACUUCUUAUUUUGUCCCACAUUGAUCUAUCGGGAGGUUUAUCCACGGAACACGUGUAUCAGGUGGAACUAUGUUGGCAUGAACUUUCUAAAGGUAUUAGGCAGUGUGUUUUAUCUGUACUUCAUACUGGUGAGAUUGUGCAUCCCAGUGUUUAUGAAUAAAAGCAGUCAAGCGUUCAGUACACGCACACUCAUACUGGCUCUGUUUCACGCUGCUUUUCCAGGAAUGUUGAUAUUAAUGUUGGGAUUUUAUGCCUUUCUGCACUGCUGGCUCAAUACUUUUGCUGAGAUACUGCGAUUUGCUGACCGGAUGUUCUACAAGGAUUGGUGGAAUUCAACCUCCUUCACCAAUUAUUACCGCACGUGGAACAUUGUUGUACACGACUGGCUUUAUUAUUACGGUUAUCGUGAUUUCCUCAGGCUGUCAGGUGAGAAGUUUCGCUCGGUGGCCACACUUUCUAUAUUUGCGGUUUCAGCUGCGGUUCAUGAAUACGCCUUUACUAUGGGCUUUGGUUUCUUUUAUCCCGUGAUGUUUUGCACAUUUGCUGGAAUAGGAGUGAUAUUUACGUUUGCAUUGAAUGACAAAAGGACGAGUCCGGUGUGGAACAUCAUUAUGUGGAUGUGUUUGUUCAUCGGUCAGGGCAUUCAUGUCUGCCUGUACUGCCUGGAGUGGUACGCCCAGAUUCACUGCCCGCGUACCGGGACAAGCUUCUGGGAGUUGGUGACUCCACGGUCAUGGACGUGUAGCUAUCAAUGACAACACAACACAAAACUGAACUGAACUUGUCCAUCAUAUAUUAUGUAAUAUAAUAUACAUAUAAUAACCAAGACACUGACAUCAAAUUCUGGUUUUAACAAAAAGUUUUACAUUAUAUAACAGUGCACUGUAAUAAGUUAAAAGUUGAAUGAAAAAUGUUCUACUAAAGUACAAUUGUACGUAAAAAAACUAAAAUUUUUAGAUGUUACAAAUUGAAUUAAUUUUUUUAAGUUGAUUCAAUUUUUCACUUUUUACAGUGUGGUUAUGGACUGAUCUGAUGGAAAAAGAAUUUAAAUGCAUAUAAUAAGAGAAACAUCAAAUUUAUUUUGCUAACAUUUGUACAAUAAACAACUUUGGCGUUGUGUUGUGCCACCACGUAAAUGGACAACUUAAAAUCCUGACGCGAAAACAUUUAUGAACCACUAUACUUACAAUAAUAUUUGUAUUUAGACUUUUUUAAUGACUUGAUAUUUAACUUUUAAAAUAUUGCUUUUGGGAAGGUAGAUUAUUUGUUGAAUUGAAUGCCAACUUUAAUCAAUGUGUGUGUAUAUCUUGAUCAAUGUAAUAAACCUUAUUAUAAAUAA